Messenger RNA from Rhopalosiphum maidis (corn leaf aphid), 467 nucleotides. RefSeq lists its product as uncharacterized. Bases 99 to 467 code for a protein of 122 amino acids. The record is from RefSeq and is a predicted model, not a curated record. The transcript has 3 exons. Lineage: Eukaryota; Metazoa; Arthropoda; Insecta; Hemiptera; Aphididae.
GCAGGCGGUCCGUUAUACGAAUGUUUCGCCGCCGCCAAAUUGCAGCUUAUACGUUCACGCAACACGUUCGUUUGGCGCCGGAUAGUUAGCUAACGACUAUGGUUGAACAAUUGCUACAAGAACGAUGUGGUCAGCAGUUAUCUUCCUGCGUGCGGAUGAAUACCAGACUGGCUGGAGCGGAAUUCGAACUAAAUUGUGGAAAGAAACAAAGUUCCAGAAGAUCGACGGAACAGAGAGAAAGGGGCCAUGUACCAGGAAUGUUCGACAGAGAGGAUGUCGACUUAGAUUUAGAUCUCAAGUAUCAUCUUCAGACUUGUACGUGUUCUUGCAACCACAUGGGCUUUGGCAAUUAUAUGGAUUAUUAUCAGAAAACUGGACAACUGGCUAGCGAUAAAGUAGAAAUGAAGUUUAAUCAUUACAAACAUUUCCAAUCUACUAAAUAUGAUUGGUUGGAUGGAUAUCAAUAG